Messenger RNA from Fusarium vanettenii 77-13-4, 1194 nucleotides. RefSeq lists its product as uncharacterized. The record is from RefSeq and is a predicted model, not a curated record. The transcript has 7 exons. NCBI's taxonomy places the organism in Eukaryota, Fungi, Ascomycota, Sordariomycetes, Hypocreales, Nectriaceae. The coding region runs from base 1 to 1194 and encodes 397 amino acids.
AUGUCUUCCAUCCUUUCUACAGGCCUCCAGGAUAAGCUCCGUGACAUCAUUGACGAAUACACAUCUGGGGGUACUGACCGCAAGAUUCCUGGCUUACAUUGCUCUGGCACGAGAGGAAUGUCCUCGCAGGACUUGAUGUCCACAGAUACCAUCUUUUACUUGGCUUCUUUUACCAAGGUUGCAACCUCUGUCUCUUGCAUGCAACUUAUCGAGCGUGGCCUAUUGCACCUUGACGAUGCUGAUGAAGUUGAGAGGAUCUGCCCUGAGUUGAGAGAUGUAAAAAAUUACUCUACGAAUGCUCCUGAACCACACUGGCAAGUACCCUUGAAAUCGACUUCCGGUUUUGGAUACGCCUUUGAGGAUGACAAGCUGGCAGAAUACACUCGCCCAGUUGGUGCAGAUGAUUUCUCAGGUGAAGCAGUGGAGAUAUCCAACCGACCUCUUGUCAACCAACCUGGCGAGAAGUUCCAGUAUGGAAUCUCGAUGGACUGGGUGGGUGUCAUGAUUGAGCGAGUCUCUGGAAAGUCGUUGGACGAAUACUUCAAAGCCAACAUCUUCCGACCCCUAGGGAUGGGCAGUGUGACCUUUCAUCCCUCAGAAGAGGCCAAGGCAAAUAUGGCCUACAUGCAUCGAAGGUCUGCGGAUGAAAAGCUAGCAACUACUGAUCACUUUUACCGACGACCGUUGCUGGCCUACGGAGAGGGAAACAAGGCCCCGUGCGCUGGAGGCCAUGGUUGUUUUGGAAAGCCGGCUGAGUUCGGAAGACUCAUCUCACUUCUGCUCAACGACGGCAUCGACAAGGUAACAGGCGUACGACUUCUCAAGCCCGAGACUGUCCAAGACAUGUUCACGGAUCAGAUUGCCGAUAAACCACGUUACAGUAACGUCUGUGUUCCGGUAGCAAAGCCCGAGCUGGCCAACCCAACACCCUUGACCCCAAUGCCGGACGAUCACACCGAGGGAUGGGGAAUGUCAUUUUCAAUCAGUCACUUUCCCUCUGAAACAGGACGAGCUGCCGGUACAGCGUCUUGGGAAGGUUUGGCUAAUCUCUUCUGGUUCGCUGACAGAAAAAACAACAUUGGCGGCAUCAUUGCUUCCCAAAUCAUCCCUUAUGGGGAUCACUUGGUACUUGAGUGCUCUGAUCGUGUAGAGACCGAGAUAUACAAGGCUUUGCAGCAGGCGGAUGGACCAUGA